CCAGGUGGCAGCCAUCUCUGUCCCCAUCAACCUGCGCUACAGCGCACCAGAGGUGGCCUACAUGGUCGGUAAGGUCCAGGCGAAGAUGCUGUUCCUGCACAGCAGCAAGCUACAGCAGCUCCCCGGUGCCUCCCAGCUGGCACCGGAGGUGGUCGCCACCCCGGGCCCUGCCUGGGACGCCUUCCGCAGCCGCGCAGAUCCGGCGCUGCCGGCGCUGCGGCCGGCGCCAGCGGAGCAGCCAGCGCUGAUUCUCUUCACGUCGGGGUCCACGGGACGUCCCAAGGGGGUGCUGCAUUCCCAUGGAGGCGCGGAUGGCAGUUGGGCUUGGGACGGUCUGGGUUUGACACCGGUUGUAUGCUAA
Messenger RNA from Cladocopium goreaui, 361 nucleotides. The record is from the annotation of a GenBank genome assembly. Lineage: Eukaryota; Dinophyceae; Suessiales; Symbiodiniaceae.